Messenger RNA from Spirometra erinaceieuropaei, 2212 nucleotides. The record is from the annotation of a GenBank genome assembly. Lineage: Eukaryota; Metazoa; Platyhelminthes; Cestoda; Diphyllobothriidea; Diphyllobothriidae.
AUGGACGGAGUCAUGAAAACCUACUUCAAGGAGCGGGUGAAGUAUCUCCGUGGUUCUCGAAAGAUGCCAAAGCAAGCAGACGACAUACUGAAAUUUGAUGCUAUGCAGCAGUCGAUCGGCUGCUGUGGGAUUUUCAAUUACACUGACUGGAGUUUCAUCAAGCAACCGCCAACUUUCCCGCCUGAAGAAUUGGAGUAAGUGCUUCUUGCCAGGUACCCUACAAAUAAUUUGGGGAGUCAGCUUUUGUCCGGAGUGUCAGAUUUACUGUGAUCGCUCUGAUUCCGCCGGGAGGGAGGCUCACGCAAGAAUGGCAACAUGCAAAUUUAAAAAUGCUGAAUGUGGACUGAAUCAUAGGCGAUGUGUGUCAGGUAGAAGUAUCGACCAAUGCAGAACACUCUCUCAUUUAUCUGUUGUCCACGUAGUUAACGGGCACUGUACUACAGGGGGUUUGGGUCCGUAAAUUUGGGACACUAUUCACUUAACAAUGUGAACCAACGGAGUUGCAAAUCUUCACAGGUAGGCUUAAUCCUUAGUGCGCUAGACAUGUGGCAUUUAUCAUCCUCCGUGAGGUUCCUCGAACGUUGUGCUUCCUGACUAGACGAGUGAGCCCAUAUGGCAAUUUCGAACUCCAUACAUCUUACGGUCGGAGAUGUCUCUUAUUUAUUCAAAAUCCGACCCUUGUUUUCGUGGCUAUGCCAGAGCGUUGCGUCACAACAAAACAUGAUAUUCAAGAUGUACGGGCGGUGGAGACUGAGGGCCGGAAUGGCCAUUUAAAUAUUUUGACCAUUGUUUGCCAGUCAGUCCGCAUUCUGAGGCUGGAAGCACCUAUGAGAGUGGAGUUGACCUUAUGAUUGAGUUGAACGUCUUGCCAGUUGGUCCAGGAUCUGGGAAUCUGUUGAUUACAACAGAAAAUAUUCAAAAUCGAGCGGAAUUGGCGUUCACCAGAGUGCGAGUGCUUUAGAUCGGAAAUCCAAGGUAAAAGGAAUGUCCUACCACGAGGAGAUAUGGCUCUGUGCCAUUCCCACGGAAUUUGGCUUUGCAAAACUUCAAGAUUUGAAUAUGCAUCUCUUGACAAAAAUGGCACCUUUUUUUCACGGGGAUAAAUAGGACUCGAGUGAUUCUACCAAAUAAGUUGGCUCGGGGCAUCAGUUGUUGGGUUGAUGCGGAGCUUUUAGAAGUAUACAGGUAGUCCACAUUGGUUGAGUGGAACCAAUUCUUAUAUUCACAAAAAUUAUAUCUCGAACAAAAAUGAUACAACGCAACCACUCAGUGUCUAGAAGUCCCUACCCGUCUGAUUGGUUUGUCACUUUCUCAUCUCAAAAACACGGAGUAGCGUUCGAACCAAUUGAGAUUCAGUGUGCAUUGGAUGUAGUGAAGCCCAGUGCGAAACCUAGUAAGAAAACGAUUAUCCCUGUCAGCCUUCAUUGCACCGAACUACUUCUGUCUGUGAAUGCCGACCAGGGUCGCAUGAUCUCUCGUCCACUAGACUAGACGUGGAUGGGUGAUGAGGAGCAGUACUUGAAUUUGAAAUGCGGACGGAGUCAUACAAGAAUGUUGACAGUUGCCUUAAGACUUCUUUCACGGGGGGAGGAAGUUUUUGACUACAGACAAGCGUACGCAAGUCCUUGAAUCGAACGUAUCUGAAAUUGCAAUCAUUCAGCUGAACAAACAAGGCAUGCGAUGUUCUGAUGAGUAAUCCGCAACCACACUAACGUAUGUCUUCAUCAACUUUCUUAGGUACCCCGUGUGUUGCUACGUGUCUACCCUGGUCGUCAUCACCUCUCAGAUCGGCAUGUUAUAACAAUUGAAUACCAUUUUAACUUCGAGAUGGGGGAACAUUUGUGUUAGGACAGUAGCUGCGGAGAAAGGAAUUUCAUAUUUGUCUUGGCGCUCCACAAGACGAAACAGUUAUCUUUUGUUGGCCUUCAGACUUUUUCAGGGCUCGCCGAUAGACACAAGCGAGAAUCAAAGUGUCCCAUUCGCCUGUUGCAUGUGGCACAGCGAAGUGGCCAACAAAACCGAGCCAGCUGCCUGCAACCACUACCUCGCCACGUCCACCGACAUACACCUGGUGGGCUGUUUCGAUUUCAUCUUCUACCUCACAGUGUACGUCUGGCUCGGUCUGCACCUUCUGCUCCUCGCCCCACCUACACUGCUGUUAGUAAGUGGGACAUCGCUCCUCCCUCCUCCCCCAAGCUUCUAUGCCCUGUAA